Gekko japonicus is the source of this 972-nucleotide messenger RNA. RefSeq lists its product as uncharacterized. The record is from RefSeq and is a predicted model, not a curated record. Bases 83 to 742 code for a protein of 219 amino acids. The transcript is spliced from 3 exons. NCBI's taxonomy places the organism in Eukaryota, Metazoa, Chordata, Lepidosauria, Squamata, Gekkonidae.
UUGCACGCAGCGGGCUCUGGAGAAAGGCACAUCUUGCGCUUCUGCUGGAGGCUGGGUUGGAUUCUGCAGAGAGAUCUUUGCCAUGCUUGUCACAACACAGCUCCGUGCCUGGCCUUUCCUGGUCGGGCUGGGUGUUUUUAUGCCCUUCCACUUGGCUCAGACCAAGGCAAAGGAGGUGACUGAAGAUGCCGCUUCAGGGCUUAGGAUGGACCAAGCAGGGAAAACCCCAGAUGAGCAUAGAGCACCAUCAGUGAACCCAAACUUUUGUGAUCUUAGCUUCCACAUCCCCUGGUCUGGCAGUGCUUGCACACCAACUGUCCCAGCAUCCCCACUAGCCUCUCAGGAAGACCUGGACCAUCUGAAGACCCUGUUGGAAGAUGCUGGCAGCAUCCUAAUGAACCUGCAGGCUGCUGCUGCUGUAGAGGCCAGUCAGUCCAGGUAUCAGGACAUUGUUUCCGAGCUGCUGCCAGGAAUAAGAGAGGCCAACUUGGAGUUUCAUGAGAUCCUGCAGAAGUUCUUGCGGGAACUUGAGGACCACAUCCAAGAGGACGAUCAUCCGCAUGUGACAGAUGAAAAAAAGAAGUUACAGGAACACUUACGGAUGAUGGAUCAUCUGCUUCAAGUCACCGGCCGCCUUGCAGAGCAGUUGGAUCAAGUAUCCCAAAACCUCUUGGUGACACUAACCAAGCCCCUGGAGGAAAUCACUUCCAUUUUGUCUAGGAGUGUCCUGCAGCCCUCUUAACCAUGUUCCACUGCGAAGGCACCAAAAGCUCUCAUGGAUUCAGCUGCCACCAUGUUCUAGCAUUUCCAUGCAUGCACCUUGUUCCUUUGCCACAGCGUGUGCAGUUUAGCAUGCACAGAAGCUUCUUUUGUAGAAUUCUACAUGGAAUGUCAGGCCAGGCUUAGGACAACCUUUGGACAAGAUGGCGAGAAGUUAGUGGGGCUGGGAGCUUUGACUUUCAAAAGCUUGUA